Messenger RNA from Paramecium primaurelia, 418 nucleotides. Lineage: Eukaryota; Ciliophora; Oligohymenophorea; Peniculida; Parameciidae. The record is from the annotation of a GenBank genome assembly.
AUGGAAGGAAAGAAAGUGUUGGUGGCUGAUGAUGAACCCUUCGCUCAAAAUUUAUUAAAAAUGUUGUAUGGUGCUAUGAAAGUAGAAUGCAUAGUGGUGUCUAAUGGAAAAGAAGCUUUGGAAGCAUAUCAAAAAUCACCUAAUUUUGUUCACGUAUUAAUGGAUAUUCAUAUGCCAAUUAUGGAUGGAUAUGAUGUAAAAGUGUAAAUAAAUUAUAAGUCUGCAAAAUAAAUUAGAGCUCAUGAAAAAGCAAAAGGAUUACCUAGAUGCAAGAUACUUGGUCUAAGUGGAGGUAUAUAUUAUAAUAAUUUGAUUAUAAGAUGGUGAUCCUAAGACAAAGGCAGCAUGUAUUAGUGCUGGUAUGGAUGAUUUGUUAGUCAAGCCAUUGAAAAAAGAACAAUUAUCAUAGUUUUUAUGA